AUGGGGACACAGGUCCUGCAGGGCGUCCUCGUCCUCCUCUUACUCCCGCUGCCACUACCGCGUGGGGUCUUGGCAGGGAGCCUGCACAACCCAGGCCUGUCCGAGUGCUUCCAGGUGAACGGCGCCGACUACCGCGGCCAUCAGAACCACACGGGCCCGCAGGGAGCCGGCCGCCCCUGCCUCUUCUGGGACCAGACGCAGCAGCACAGCUUCAGCAGCGCCAGCGACCCCCAGGGCCGCUGGGGGCUGGGCGCCCACAACUUCUGCCGGAACCCUGACGGGGACGUGCAGCCCUGGUGCUACGUGGCAGAGACGGAGGAGGGCAUCUACUGGCGCUACUGUGACAUCCCCACCUGUCACAUGCCCGGGUACCUGGGCUGCUUCAUGGAUUCCGGGACGCCCCCAGCCCUCAGUGGUCCCAGCGGCACCUCCACGAAGCUCACCGUCCAGGUGUGCCUUCGCUUCUGUCGCCUGAAGGGCUACCAGUUGGCGGGGGUGGAGGCCGGUUACGCCUGCUUCUGUGGCUCCGAAAUCGACCUGGAGCGAGGGCGGCCAGCCCUUGCCACCGACUGCGACCAGAUCUGCUUUGGCCACCCGGGCCAGCUGUGUGGCGGCGACGGGCGCCUGGGCAUCUAUGAAGUAUCCGUGGGCUCCUGUCAGGGUAACUGGACGGCGCCUCAGGGAGUCAUCUACUCUCCGGACUUCCCCGACGAGUACGGACCGGACCGGAACUGCAGCUGGAACCUAGGCCCGUCCGGCGUCGCGCUGGAGCUGACCUUCCGCCUCUUCGAGCUGGCUGACUCUCGAGACCGGCUGGAGCUGCGGGACGCCACCUCCGGCCGCCUGCUGCGCGUCUUCGACGGCGCCCGGCCCCCGCCGCCUGGGCCCCUGCGUCUGCAGGCCCCCGCACUGAGAGUCACCUUCCGCAGCGAUGCGCGCGGCCAUGCGCAGGGCUUCGCCAUCAGCUACCGGGGCCUGCCGGACACCCCUGAUGGACAGGCAGCCCCCCAGGGUCUGGCCCAGACUCCCGCUGGGGCCCCAGACAGGGUCAACGCCAGCUGCAGCCCCCAGCCCUGGGCUUCGGAGGCAGCGACUGACGCAACCCGCCUCUUCUCCUCGGUGACGCUCGUCUCGGCGCUUCUGCUGAUGCUCUCGCUGCUGCGCCUGCUGUGCCGGAGGAGCCGUCUGUGGGCUCCCGGAAAGGCGCCCAGGACGUUGGGGCCUUCCCGGGGCCCCGGGAGAAGCUGGGCCGUCUGGUAUCGUCGGCCAAGAGGGGUGGCCCUACCCUGCCCGCCUGGAGACCCCCAGGCUGAGGGAACAGCUGCGGGCUACCGGCCCCUGAGCGGGUCCAGCCAGAGUUCCCUUCGCUCCCUCGUCUCCGCUCUCUGA
Molecule: messenger RNA, 1389 nt
Organism: Echinops telfairi (small Madagascar hedgehog)
Lineage: Eukaryota; Metazoa; Chordata; Mammalia; Afrosoricida; Tenrecidae
Gene: KREMEN2
Product: kringle containing transmembrane protein 2
Exons: 9
Coding region: 1-1389 (462 amino acids)
Biological process (GO): multicellular organism development; Wnt signaling pathway
Cellular component (GO): plasma membrane
Molecular function (GO): serine-type endopeptidase activity
Source: RefSeq, a predicted model, not a curated record